AUGAUUCUCCAUAUUCUCAUCACUCUUCUCACCAUCAUCAUCCAAGUCCUCGCCAAAAACUCCACAUACCAAAACCCCAUUCUCCCCGGGUUUCACCCAGACCCAAGUUGCAUCUUCGUCCCCUCCAAGAACAACACCUACUUCUGCGCCUCAUCCAGUUUCCUGGUCUUCCCGGGGAUCCCCAUCCACGCAAGUCACGACCUGCAAACCUUCCAACUCGUCAGCAAUGCGCUUAACCGUCCUGAACAGCUCCCCGCUCUGGGCACGACCAAGCGAGCUACCAGCGGGAUCUGGGCGUCCACUAUCAGGUACCGAGAGGAUGAGGAUGUGUUUUAUGUGUUUACGACGAUGGUUUUUGAUGAUUUGCCGAAAGAGGAUGGGGGCAGGUUUGAUUGUUUGGUUUUUAGGAGUAGGGAUCCUUUUGAUGAUAGUUCUUGGGGGGUACCGACCCAUUUUGGGUUCCCCGGGUAUGAUGUUAGUCCCUACUGGGAGGAGAAUGGAAGGCUCUUUGUUGUGGGGACGUAUGCGUGGCAGGUUCAGCAGGGAAUUCAGAUCUUUGAAUUGGAUCUUGGGACUGGGGAAAUGGGGGAGGCGAGGAGUCUUUGGAAUGGGACAGGGGGCUCGGCACCAGAAGGUCCGCAUGUUUAUAAGAAGGAUGGGUGGUAUUAUUUGUUGAUUGCGGAGGGGGGUACCGGGGCCGGACAUAUGGUUACGAUGGCCAGAGCGAGGAGUUUACUUGGUCCGUAUGAGGGGUAUGAACAUAACCCUGUUUUGACGAAUGGAGGGCCGCAGGCUUAUUUUCAGAAUAUUGGACAUGCGGAUUUGUUCCAGGAUCGGAGGGGGGAGUGGUGGGCUGUGGCUUUGAGUGUGAGGUUUGGACCGGAUGGCAGUUAUCCGAUGGGAAGAGAGACGAUUUUGACGCCUGUUUCGUGGGAGGAGAAUGAGUGGCAGGUCUUUGGUAAGGUGUUUGGGACGAUGUCGGGUUGGGAGUUUGAUUCUGAAAGUGUUGUUGAGCAAGGUAUGGGACUGGUGGUGGAUGCGGAUUUCUUCUCAUGUUUUGAAAAUGGAUAUGUGCUUGGACCGGAGUUUGUUUAUUUCAGGUUUCCUGUUGAGGGAAAUUAUGGAGUCUCAAAAGAGGGGCAUGAGAAUUCGGUUCAGUUGAUUUCGAGUAAAAGCAACUUGACGGGUAGCGAUGGCAGGAGCGCGGAAAAGGAAGGUCAGACUUUUCUGGCUAGACGGCAAGUGCAUUCCUAUUUUGAUUUCAAGGUUGAUUUUGAUAUCGAUGAGAUGAAGAAUGAGGAGCAGGAAGCUGGUGUAAGUGUGUUUUUAGAUCAGGUAGGUCGCCCCUUUCUUGUUUACUUCUUCCUCGCUAUUCAUCUCGCUAAUCUGUCUUGAAGCUUCAUCACUAUGACCUUGGGAUAGUGCUGCUUUCAAAUUCGACUGCAAACUCUUCAGAGUUGGUUCCUCAUUUUCGAGUCCGUGGUAUCACUACGGUCCCGACUUUUGCAUCCCCUACUUUGGCAGUUGUACGUGUUCCUCAAGAUUGGAGAGGCCAAAAACUUUCGCUGGGGAUCACAGCAAGUAAUCUCACUCACUAUGCAUUGAGUGCAGCGCCAGUUGGAAAUGAAGCAGAGAGAAUUGUUAUUGGAUGGGGUAAUGGCUUGGGUUUGACGUGGGGUUUCACUGGUAUGUUAACAUUUCUAGGUUUUUGUUUACUUGCAGUGAUGAAGAUUAUUGGGCAGAAUUGUUGCUGACAGUAAAUAAAGGUGCUCUUUUAGGCGCCUACGCUACAUCAAAUGGCAGGGAAGAGGGGUUCAGUGCAUAUGUGAGUAAUUGGAGUUACGUUGGAAAGGAGCAAGUGGUUGGCAGCUAG
Messenger RNA from Hymenoscyphus albidus, 1873 nucleotides. NCBI's taxonomy places the organism in Eukaryota, Fungi, Ascomycota, Leotiomycetes, Helotiales, Helotiaceae. The record is from the annotation of a GenBank genome assembly.